Molecule: messenger RNA, 1218 nt
Organism: Solanum verrucosum
Lineage: Eukaryota; Viridiplantae; Streptophyta; Magnoliopsida; Solanales; Solanaceae
Product: probable E3 ubiquitin-protein ligase ZFP1
Exons: 7
Coding region: 1-1218 (405 amino acids)
Molecular function (GO): ubiquitin protein ligase activity; zinc ion binding
Source: RefSeq, a predicted model, not a curated record
AUGGAAAAUUACAAUUCUAAUGAGAGAAAUAGAGUCUCCAAUCAAACUUUGGAUGGUAGCAAUUUGAAUUUUUCAAAUCUCUCUAAUGGCAGUGAGGAAAAUGAAAUAGACUUAAAUGAAAGGAGCAAUUAUGCCAAAGGAGGUAUCUUCAUGUCUGGAUCUUCUCAUAUGGUGAGUGACCUUAGUACACACUUUCAUGGAGCUUCUCGCACUAUCAGUGACUUUCCAAGUGGUGUCACAAUUAGUGACCUCAUACCAUCCGAAAGUCCUUCAAAUAAUUCUAGAAGCUCUCUUCAAACGCAAAAUUUAUGGAAUGCUCCAACAGUUUCAUUUUCUCAGAGUACAAACUUUCGUAGACCUUCUCGUACUGUAAGUGAUUUUGUAGAUGGUCUCACAAAUACUAGUUCCAUACCAUCAGAAAACCUUUCAGACAAUGCUAGUAACUUUCGUCAAAUGCAAAAUUUAUGGCAUGCUCCAACGGCUUCAUUUUCUCAUAAUACACAAUUUCAUGGAGCUUCAAGUAUGGAUUUUGUGGAAAAUAGUACACAUCCAACAUUCUUUGAGCAAUAUACAAACUAUCAUGGUGGUAGUUCAUCUGCUUCAACACAUCAAUCUAAUGCUUUUACCCAGCCUUCAGGCGAUCCAGUGAGAUAUUUAAGAGAACAUGGAUUAUGGGACACAGGAAGAGAUAUCUAUUUCUUGAGAAAUAAUAUUGAUUCUCAAUCACUUUCCCAUGGUGGCAUUAUCACGGAGCCAGGUCACAGGGAUGAUCCUAUUGUUAUAGAGGAUGAUGAAGAAGAUGAACAUGGCGAUGCUCAACAUGAUGACAUUUUUUAUGAUGGGGAAAUGUCAUAUGAGGCGUUAUUGGAACUCCAAGAACAUAUAGGAGGCGUGGAAAUUGGAUUGAAGAAAAGUAAUAUUUCUAAACUUCUGAAGCAGAGCAAUAAGCAAAAGCAGUCCAUUGCUACUGAGAAUUUAAAGUCACAGGAUGAUGAAGAAGAUGAACAUGGUGAUGCUCAACAUGAUGACAUUUUUUAUGAUGGGGAAAUGUCAUAUGAGGAUACUUAUGAUGACGGGGCAGAACUAGGAAAAAUAAAUUGCGGACAUGAAUUUCAUUAUCAAUGCAUCAGAAGGUGGCUGAAGAGAAACAAUUCUGGUCCCAUUUGCAGAAGGAUUGCUUUGACUCCAUUUGAUAGAAAUCUUUGGUUCUCAUUUUAA